ACGCGCAGCUCCGGCGCGGGCAGGCGCAGGCGGCGCAAACGGAUUUGUGAGCCGGCUGCAUGGCUGCGGCCGGGACCACUGCGAGCCCCACGGGGCCUGAGCCCAUGCCAAGCUACGCGCAGCUAGUACAGCGCGGUUGGGGUAGCGCGGUGGCGGCCGCGCGGGGCUGCGUGGACUGCGGCUGGGGGCUGGCGCGCCGCGGCCUGGCGGAGCACGCGCACCUGGCGCCUCCCGAGCUGCUGCUGCUUGCCCUCUGCGCUCUCGGCUGGACCGCGCUGCGCUCGGCGGCCACCACGCGCCUCUUUCGGCCCCUGGCCAAGCGGUGCCGCCUCCAGCCUAGAGAUGCUGCCAAGAUGCCUGAGAGCGCCUGGAAGUUCCUCUUCUAUCUGGGCGCCUGGAGCUACAGUGCCUACCUGCUCUUUGGCACCAACUACCCCUUCUUUCACGACCCGCCCUCUGUCUUCUAUGACUGGACACCAGGCAUGGCGGUGCCACGGGACAUUGCAGCUGCCUAUCUGCUGCAGGGAAGCUUCUAUGGCCACUCCAUCUAUGCCACGCUGUACAUGGAUGCCUGGCGCAAGGACUCGGUGGUCAUGCUCAUCCACCACGUGGUCACCUUGGUCCUCAUCGUCUCUUCCUAUGCAUUCCGGUACCACAACGUGGGCAUUUUGGUGCUCUUCCUGCAUGACAUCAGCGACGUGCAGCUGGAGUUUACCAAGCUCAAUGUUUAUUUCAAGUCCCGCGGAGGCACUCACCAUCCUCUGCACGCCUUGGCUGCGGACCUGGGCUGCCUCAGCUUCAGCCUCAGCUGGUUCUGGUUCCGCCUCUACUGGUUCCCACUCAAGGUCCUGUAUGCUACAUGCCACUGCAGCCUGCGCUCCGUGCCUGACAUUCCCUUCUAUUUCUUCUUCAACGCACUCCUGCUGCUUCUCACCCUCAUGAACCUUUACUGGUUCCUGUACAUCGUGGCUUUUGCUGCCAAGGUGUUGACGGGCCAGGUACGGGAGCUGAAGGAUGUACGGGAAUACGAUGCAGCAGAGGCCCCAAGCCCCAAGCCCAGCAAAGCUGAGAAGCCGCUGAGGAACGGUUUGGUGAAGGACAAGUGCUUCUGAACCCUUCGACUCCCGCCCGACCCCCAGGACACAGCCCCGCCCAGCCCUGCCCCCUGAGAUUGCUAUGCUGCUCCCCCGACCUCCAGCUGG
Molecule: messenger RNA, 1202 nt
Organism: Phyllostomus hastatus (greater spear-nosed bat)
Lineage: Eukaryota; Metazoa; Chordata; Mammalia; Chiroptera; Phyllostomidae
Gene: CERS1
Product: ceramide synthase 1
Exons: 7
Coding region: 60-1112 (350 amino acids)
Biological process (GO): ceramide biosynthetic process
Cellular component (GO): membrane
Molecular function (GO): sphingosine N-acyltransferase activity
Source: RefSeq, a predicted model, not a curated record